Messenger RNA from Fragaria vesca subsp. vesca, 1077 nucleotides. RefSeq names its product F-box protein At5g49610-like. The record is from RefSeq and is a predicted model, not a curated record. The transcript has a single exon. The coding region runs from base 1 to 1077 and encodes 358 amino acids. Lineage: Eukaryota; Viridiplantae; Streptophyta; Magnoliopsida; Rosales; Rosaceae. Gene Ontology annotation, molecular function: protein binding.
AUGGCUUCAUCACCAACCUUUCCUUCCUAUAUCUCUGACGAGAUUCUAACCCGAGCAUCCUUGGAUAGUAUUGCCCGGUGCAGGCUCGUUUCGAAACAAUGGAACCACCUAACAUAUGAUUCAUGGUUCAUAAACCAGCUCUCACAAAGAACCAAACUAACUGACGGGGUUUUCAUCCAAACCUCCAUCAGAAGUAGACAGAUAUCCACCUUUGUUCAAACCGUGGAUAACAACAUCGACAUCUCCGAUUCCAAGCAUCUCUCCUUAAGCUUCCUGCCUCAGCCGGUUAAGAUUGAAGCUGCUCAUCAAGGUAUGCUAGUUUGUGUAACACAAAAACGUGUACCUCAAUACUAUGUCUGCAAGCCAACUACCAAGGAAUGGGAGCAGAUACAUAAUCCGAAAACGAGGUAUAUGACGGUGAAAAUUGCCUUAAUGGUGUUGAGAUCAAACCCGUUAAGGUACAAGAUUGUCCGAUUAUCAGAACCAAAGUGUCAAUAUUCCAAGAACAAGUACAACCUUAGGUGUGAGAUAUAUGAUUCCAAAGCUCGGGCAUGGAAACAGUUGUUGAACAAUGUAGCUCUACCCAAGGAUGCCUUCUUGAGCUGUACACCAGCAGUAUCAGCCUGCGGUGCACUCCAUUGGCUUUUGUCCGACCACCAAGUUGGAGUCUUUGCUUUUCAUGUAGAAGAAGAAAGCUGGGAAAUAUUUGCACCACCGUGCUCGGCGGUCGGUGAUCGUAAUAAGAAUAAGGUGGUGGACUACCAAGGACGUCUUGCAUGGAUUUGUGAAGGAGAGGGCUCCAUGGAGCUUUGGGUUAUGGAGGACUACAAGAACAAAGUAUGGAGUAAAAGACAGAUAAUAAGGAUCAAGGUACUGGAUCCUUUUGCUUCUUUUGCAACUCUUUGCAAUAACGAUGUUGCACUCAUGAGAGGAUUUUCAAAUAUCAUAUUUAACAAGUUUGGAGAUUAUAGUUCCAAGAUGGCAAAUCUAGAGGGUCUUACUCGAGCCGAUGAGAUCUUUAAGUUCCAAUCAGAUUCACAGGUUACUAACUUGAAAGGUCCAUUGAAGGGGCAAUAA